Diabrotica balteata is the source of this 1519-nucleotide messenger RNA. The record is from the annotation of a GenBank genome assembly. Lineage: Eukaryota; Metazoa; Arthropoda; Insecta; Coleoptera; Chrysomelidae.
GUUGUCAGUUGCAUGCCAGUUGUCAUAACAUGCUUUUAACUUUUUAAGUUUAUCUUGGUAAAUAAUUGUAAACUUUUUUAAUCAUUAAUAGAAAAAUAAAAUUUAAUUAAACAUGGGACGACGUGCUAUUAAUACCACUAAAAGUGGUAAAUACAUGAAUCCUACAGAUCAAGCAAGAAAAGAGGCUAGGAAGCUAGAAUUAAAGAAAAAUAAAAAGCAGCGACAGAUGGUAAGAGCAGCUGUACUGAAAGGAAAAGAUCCCCAACAAAUUUUAGAAGAAAUGGAAAAGAUAGAUCAAAUGGAGUUCAAUGUAAACCAGCCGUCGCCUCUGAAUGAAAAAGUAUUAAAGGAUAAGAGAAAAAAGCUUAGAGAUACAUUAGAUAGAGUUCUUAGUAUGUAUUAUAAAGAUGAUCCCGAAAAGUGGGUUGAUUUGAAAAGGCGACAGACAGAAUAUGAACAAAAGAAAAACCAACUAGUAGUCUUUUAUGAGUCAGUCAAAAGUGCUCAGCAAGUUACAGUAGAUGAGAUCCCAUUACCUCAACUGCCACAAAAAAUUACAACUAUCACAAACACACCUGCACAGAUCCCAUUACCUGCAGUAGAGAGAAAACAGGAGCAUACCAUAUAUUCUAUUGCCACAGCACUAAAAUUGCAGUCAUUGGGUCAGCCAGUAAGAGAACCCCCUGGUUGUCCACCUGGUCCACCUCCUGAAAUAAAUGAUGAAGGAGAAGUAGAAGAAUUUGGUACUAAGAUUCAAGAAGAAAUUAAAGAUGCAGAGAAAAAAGAUCUAGACUCAGAAGAAACUUCCCCUGCUAAACCUACAUCUUUGCAACAAAAAAUGGUGGCUCUAUCAGGUCAAAAUGUUGAUGAGUUUAUGAAAGAAAUGGAAACUGUACAGAAAAAGGUUGAUAUACAUCGUAUUGAUGAGCAAAGGGCAAAAUUGACUGUUAAUAUAGAGCCAUUAGUACCACCAGGUACAGAAAUGCCCAGUCUACCAUCUCAAGCACCUGCUGUACCUCCACAUAUAUUCCCUGGUAACAUAAGACUGCCUCCAGGUCCACCUCCAGGAAGACUUAUGCCCCCAGGUCCUCCACCAGGUCUACCACCUAGAUUACCAAUUAGAUUGCCCCAAGUAUCAACAAGGAUGAUAAGAAUGACACCACCACAGCUUAUCCAGCCUGUAUUAUCUGCAGCUCCACAGUUAAUCAAUAGGUCUGAUUCUGUGAAGCAAGGAGUAACAAUUUCUGCCAAACCUCAAAUAAGAAAUCUCAGUGCAGAUGUCACCAGAUUUGUCCCAUCUGCUCUAAGGGUCAAACGGGAAGAUAAGAAACUUGUCAAAAACCCCAGUGCUUUUGCUAGAGAAAUGAAACAGAAGGAAUUUACUAUGCACCAGAAUGCACUUGCAGGUCAUACCAAAGAUGAUGCUUAUAAGCAGUUCAUGCAAGAGAUGGAAAACUUAUUGUAGGUUUUAUUUGGAAAUGUAUAUUAUAGAAUUGAUUUUAAAUAUUAAAUAUAAAAU